UCGGGAUCGAAAUUCUUAUAUUCAAGCAUUCAAUCAACAUUGAUUUUUUAAGGUUACCUGUGAGGAAUCGAAAAUGUCUUGUGCCGGUAGAAUUUUGAUUUAUGGAGGCAAAGGAGCUCUAGGUUCCACAUGUGUUAACAUGUUCAAGGCUAAAAAUUAUUGGGUUGGAUCCAUUGAUCUUAUGCCUAAUGAACAAGCUGAUGCAAAUGUUGUUGUGAAGCCAAGUGAAUCCUGGUUAAACCAAGAAGAAGAGGUCCUCAAAGGGGUAGAGAGCGUGAUUGGUGGGGAGAAGCUAGAUGCUGUACUGUGUGUUGCUGGAGGCUGGGCAGGAGGGAAUGCUGCUUCUAAAGAUUUUAUCAAGAAUGCUGAUAUGAUGUGGAAGCAAAGUGUGUGGACUAGCUCCAUUGCAGCAGCCCUGGCAGCUAAAUAUCUCAAAGAGGGGGGCAUACUUACACUUCCAGGGGCAGCUCCCUGUGUGAAGGGCACAGCUGGCAUGAUGGGAUAUGGAAUGGCAAAAGCAGCUGUGCAUCAACUAGUGAAGAGUCUGGCUGCUGAAAACAGUGGUCUCCCAGCCAACAGCUCCACAGUGGCCAUAUUACCAAUCACACUCGACACUCCAAUGAACAGGAAGUUUAUGUCUGAGGCUGAUUUUUCAACCUGGACGUCAUUAGAGUUUGUAUCCGAGUUGUUCCUGAAAUGGACAUCGGACAGUUCCUCUCGUCCCGAGAAUGGCAGCCUAGUCAAACUUGUCACAAAAGAGGGCAAUACAGAACUCAAAGUUGUGUAAUCCAGUGCCUUGCAACAAGUUUUGACUGUACUUGGUAGAGGGGGAGAGAAAAAAACCACUGUACUUGGUAGAGGGGGAGAGAGAAAAACCACUGUACUUGGUAGAGGGGGAGAGAGAAAAACACUAGCCACAUUGUGUUGGUUUGCAGUCGUAGUGCUACCUAACCAUAUGUUGUCCAGUAUACAGUAUUAGUGAUGUUAAGUCAUGAGUUAUUGUCUCAGUGUAUAUUAACUGCAAUAAUCUAACCCUCUCUAACUUUUAUAUUGGGGGGAGGGGAGUCCUGAAAACGUCAGAAAAAAUUUGGAGAGGGCUAUAUUAUUGCAGUUAUUAGUGUAUAUGUAUACAUGUAUUUACACACAAGGUUUUCUUACAAAUAUUUAAUAACGUAUGCCAAGAAUACUCCAAAGCAAAUAUUUUAUAGACACUUGAAUCGCUAACAAAUAUACAGAUUGUAUUCUGUGGAUUAACUUUCAGUGUGUUGUGUGAGUAACACACAUUCCAGUGAUUCAGUUGUAAUUUAAUGUAAUUUUUAUAUCAAUUUAUGCUUCCUUGAUGGGCAGCCUUGAAAGAGCACUUGAGCAAAUGAGCAUCUUCAAUUGUAUGUUGAUAGUAGUAAAACUUUCUAAAAAAAACAAAAAAAACAUUUAUUGAAAUACAUCCUUGAAAGUUUGAUUCAGACAAAUAAGGAAAUGUGUACAUGUAUGUACAAAAUUAAAAAAUUAACAGAAUUUCCAUCUGUUAAAUUUAUUUGAAAUAAUACAGAAGAGAGAAAAUUAAUGAAAUUGACAGAAUAAAUUGGACGUUAUGUGCCCUUGCCAGCUACAUAUAUAGAUUUUGGUAUAGCAAUCUUAUGCAUGUUGUGCAUGACAUUGCUGUUAAAAGUCGAGGAUGUCCUUCUGGGACUGAAAGGCUAACUGGAUUAGAUUUUUAUGCUGCAUCAGCAUCAUACACACAAGCAAGACAUAGUACUAUAUUUUUCAAUACUCUGUAAUUACUAUCACAUGUAUUUUCUAAGAGAGAUAAAGUACUUGAGCUGAGCUCUUAGUGUGUCUGUAUGUAAGAUAAAACAUGAUAAACAAAUCUUGAAGAAAUUUAGAGAGAGUUUACUUUAAAAGUAUGCAAUCAUGUUAUAUGGUAUUAUCACAUUAUCGGUAUAUGAGACUAGUUGUUAACAUUUUUCUCUUUCAUUAAGGAGGAAUACUACACCACAGAAAUUUGAUAUGGAUGAAAAUUGAAGGUUUUUGAAAAUUGGAAAAUUUCAAAUUUUCUUUAUCAAGUCCAAAAAUGCAGUUUUAGUAGAAAGUAAUCGGAAAUUUUUUUUAGAAUUCCUGCUCAACUCGAACCCGCGAUCUACAAUUCAGUAUUAAUAAUAACAUGUUAUUCACCUCCUGAGCUACUCAGCUAGGCAUUGAACUUUAAAAGGAAUAGAUAGAUUUGUGGAUAUUUAUAUUUUCAUUCAUAUUUCAAAAUGAAGUCAGCCAUUAUGACAAUGUAGUAUACCUCCUUAAGAAAAAAAAAUUCAGUGCAAGAAAAUGUGUAAAUGACUUAUUGAACAAAUCACCUUUAUUGAGUUACUUAAGCUUGAUAAAAGUGCACUGAUAUUGUCAACUUAUCACUUAGGUAUAAAUCAUUCAGACUUUAAAAUUUAGCAUUUAUUCAUGUUACAAAUGCCAAAAAUGAUGUUUGGAGCCUCAUUCAGAUGCAGGCAAGUGAAAGUCUUUUUUUUUCAGAAUUUUUUGUUAUCUAUUUGCUCUUCCAUGCUUACUGUCCAAAUGUCAAUAUUGUGAAUUAUUACAAACCAGGCCCAAGUUGAAAUAUUGUAUGUCUAGACCCUUUCAGGGAAUUUGCAAUAAAUGUAACAUUUUACCUGUGGGUAGAAAAGAAUGUUAGGUUCAUUUUUUAUCCAAUUUUUUUAUACAACUGCUUUGCCAUCUAAUUGAGAGACGUAUAUUUGCGAUGUGGAAAAUAGUAAACAAUACAAAAUGUGUUAGUUGAAAGGCCAAGACACACAAAAUUUUAAUUUAGACUACAUUGUUAUAAAUUUUUUCAUUAUGUUUUUUAAAAAUUAUAUAGCACAUACUGCUGACAUUCCAAAAUUGAUGGUUUGUAAAACCAUAUGUAUAAUACAUGUCUUGAUUAUUUUUUGUGUGGUUAAAACUGAAUAAAUUUUCGUGUG
This is a messenger RNA of Ostrea edulis (European flat oyster), 2963 nucleotides long. RefSeq names its product dihydropteridine reductase-like. The record is from RefSeq and is a predicted model, not a curated record. The transcript has 6 exons. NCBI's taxonomy places the organism in Eukaryota, Metazoa, Mollusca, Bivalvia, Ostreida, Ostreidae. The coding region runs from base 74 to 787 and encodes 237 amino acids. Gene Ontology annotation, cellular component: cytoplasm. Gene Ontology annotation, molecular function: NADH binding; NADPH binding; 6,7-dihydropteridine reductase activity. Gene Ontology annotation, biological process: L-phenylalanine catabolic process; tetrahydrobiopterin biosynthetic process.